AUGGGCGUCUUCGACAUGGUCCGCACCCGCAGCGGCCACGGCGGCGUCGCAGGCGGUCUGGCGCGCAUAGUGCUGCGCUUCCUGCAGUUCAUCCUGGCCAUCACCGUCGCCGGGCUCUACGGCGUCGACCUCGCCAACGCACACAAGGCCGGCGCAUACACCGACGGCAAGUGGGUGUUUGCCGAAGUCGUGGCCGGCAUGUCUGCUGUGACCUGCCUGAUCUAUGGCGCAUGCUUCUUCAUCCCUGGCGAGAAGUUCUUCGCGUGGGAUUGGGUUCUCUUCAUCCUCUGGACCGCUCUCUUCGGCCUCUUCGGUAACAUCUACAUCGGCGCCAAGCCCACCCCGGAGCAGCACGGCCAGCAGCGAAUGAAGAACGCGGUCUGGGUAGACCUCGUCAACAUGCUGCUGUGGCUCGCCUCGGCCAUCUACUCGACCAUCAUCUUCUGGAGGAGCAGGAACAACCGGACAUUGCACACGGGUCGGGGUAAGGUCUGA
Molecule: messenger RNA, 495 nt
Organism: Zasmidium cellare ATCC 36951
Lineage: Eukaryota; Fungi; Ascomycota; Dothideomycetes; Mycosphaerellales; Mycosphaerellaceae
Exons: 2
Coding region: 1-495 (164 amino acids)
Source: RefSeq, a predicted model, not a curated record